AUGACCGUGGCCGCCGCCUCUAUCCUUGGCGAACACCUUUCCAAGUGUCGUAGCAGGAUCAAGGGGAUCAUUGAGAAGUACGAGUUUCAUCUGGCAGGAUUUGCAACGGUUGAGCAAGACGAUGACCUCGAGUUUGAUACUGACAGUGUUGAGUUGCAGUACAUCUAUGAGGAUGAUGACGAUCCCAAAAGCUUGUGGGCGUAG
This is a messenger RNA of Colletotrichum godetiae, 204 nucleotides long. RefSeq lists its product as uncharacterized. The coding region runs from base 1 to 204 and encodes 67 amino acids. The record is from RefSeq and is a predicted model, not a curated record. Lineage: Eukaryota; Fungi; Ascomycota; Sordariomycetes; Glomerellales; Glomerellaceae. The transcript has 2 exons.